UAGGGAAGUGGGUGAAUGACGUGGCCCUUUCUUCUAGGCCACAAAGCAAAUGGACUGCCCGCUGACAAAGCUCUGGGCUCCAAGAAGCAGAAACAGCAGCAGCGGCUUCGCAAGGAGAAGCGUCAGCCACAUGCCUUCACUCACCGGCUCCUGGCUGCGGCACUGAAGAGCCACAGUGGGAGCAUCUCUUGCCUGGACUUUAGCAGCAAUGGCAAGUACCUGGCCACCUGUGCCGAUGACCGGACGGUCCGCAUCUGGAGCACCAAGGACUUCCUGCAGCGGGAGCACCGCAGCAUGAGGGCCAAUGUGGAGCUGGACCACGCCACCCUGGUGCGCUUCAGCCCCGACUGCAGAGCCUUCAUCGUCUGGCUGGCCAAUGGGGAGACUCUCCGUGUCUUCAAGAUGACCAAGCGAGAAGAUGGGGGCUACACCUUCACAGCUGCCCCAGAGGACUUCCCCAAAAAGCACAAGGCGCCCAUUGUCAACAUUGGCAUUGCUGACACAGGGAAGUUCAUCAUGACAGCCUCCAAGGACACUACCAUCCUUAUCUGGAGCCUGAAAGGCCAGGUGCUGUCCACCAUCAACACCAACCAGAUGAACAACACGCAUGCUGUCAUCUCCCCGUGUAGCAGGUUUGUGGCCUCUUGUGGCUUCACCCCGGAUGUGAAGGUUUGGGAAGUCUGCUUCGGAAAAAAGGGGGACUUCCAGGAGGUCACGAGAGCCUUUGAACUGAAGGGCCACUCAGCGGCUGUCCACUUCUUCGCUUUCUCCAAUGACUCCCGGAGGAUGGCCUCUGUCUCUAAGGACGGCACGUGGAGACUCUGGGACACAGACGUGGAAUACAAGAAGCAGCAGGACCCCUUCUUGCUGAGGACAGGCCGCUAUGCCGAGGCAGGCACCAUGUCGUGCCGCCUGGCUCUCUCCCCCGACGCCCAGGUCCUGGCUCUGGCCAGCGGCACCAGCAUCUGCCUGUACAACACCCGGCGAGGCGAGGAGGAGGAGCGCUUUGAACAGGUCCACGGGGAGUGUAUCACUGACUUGUCCUUUGACCUUACGGGCCGGCUUCUGGCCUCUUGCGGGGACCGGGCAGUGCGACUCUUCCACAAUGCCCCCGGCCACCGUGCGGUGGUGGAGGAGAUGCAGGGCCUCCUAAAGCGGGCCUUCAACGAGAGCACCCGCCAGAGGCUACAGCAGCAGCUGAGCCAGGCUCAGGAGGCCCUGAGGAGCCUGGGUGCGCUGAAGAAAUGACUUUCUGGGCAGGACCUGGCCUCCAGGGCCACCACCUCCUUCCCAGGUACUCCCCAGCUAGAAGCCUUUUGAAAGGAGUCUCUUAAUCGGUGACAUGAUACCC
Messenger RNA from Echinops telfairi (small Madagascar hedgehog), 1351 nucleotides. It is a transcript of the gene TBL2, whose product is annotated as transducin beta like 2. The record is from RefSeq and is a predicted model, not a curated record. Lineage: Eukaryota; Metazoa; Chordata; Mammalia; Afrosoricida; Tenrecidae. Gene Ontology annotation, cellular component: endoplasmic reticulum. The transcript has 6 exons. Bases 16 to 1248 code for a protein of 410 amino acids. Gene Ontology annotation, biological process: endoplasmic reticulum unfolded protein response. Gene Ontology annotation, molecular function: protein binding.